This is a messenger RNA of Dovyalis caffra, 732 nucleotides long. Lineage: Eukaryota; Viridiplantae; Streptophyta; Magnoliopsida; Malpighiales; Salicaceae. The record is from the annotation of a GenBank genome assembly.
AUGGGAAUUCAAAAGCCUGCAUGGUUGGAAGCUCUUUACACAGAGAAGUUCUUCGCGGGGUGCUCUUAUCAUGAAACUGCAAAGAAGAAUGAAAAGAACGUAUGUUGUUUGGAUUGUUGCGUUAGUAUUUGCCCUCAUUGUAUACCAUCUCAUCGCUUCCAUAGGCUCCUUCAAGUUCGUCGUUAUGUUUAUCAUGAUGUUGUCCGAUUGGAAGACCUCGAAAAGCUGAUAGAUUGCUCAAAUGUUCAGGCCUAUACUAUAAAUAGUGCUAAAGUGGUGUUCAUCAAGAAGAGACCUCAGAACAGGCAAUUCAAAGGGGCCGGAAACUAUUGUACUUCCUGUGAUAGAAGCCUUCAAGAACCUUUUAUACAUUGCUCUCUUGGCUGCAAGGUGGACUUUGUGAUGAAACAUUGCAAGGACCUUGCUCCAUACUUGAGGAGAUGCAACACAUUAACUCUUGGUCCUGACUUCUUUAUCCCUCAAGAUAUAGCAGAUGAUGAGAUGACCAAUGAGACACCUCAUUCGACAAUUGUGGACUCCGAUGAGCCAAUGAGCUGGUCUUCGAGUUCAUCGGGGUCCGAGAACAUGAGCAUGGCCAGCACUGAUAUUGUACGGAAGAAGAGAAGUGGAUUAUACGUAUGUGCUAGAUCAAUGAAUAAGGUUUCUGAUGAGGACAUGGCUUCAAGCAUGAGUAGAAGAAAAGGCAUUCCUCAUCGAUCUCCUUUAUGUUAG